Amoebophrya sp. A25 is the source of this 493-nucleotide messenger RNA. The record is from the annotation of a GenBank genome assembly. Lineage: Eukaryota; Dinophyceae; Syndiniales; Amoebophryaceae.
UCGAUUAUUUACAAACAAAUCACGACUCGUCGCCUCUCUGUAUCUAUUCAUCGAUCAUGAUAAUCAUAAUCAUAUUUUGUACGAUAAGUGGUUGUACGCGGAGGUACUAGAAGUCGUGGCCGCUAUACUAACUUGGUUCUGCAGUUGCAACAUCGUUAAGACUAUCAAAAAAACUUGUAUUCGAAUGUGAACGACUUCAUCUAUCUUUCACAACUAUCUCCACGAGGACGACAUUGAAUGGUUCAACAAAGAAAGUUUAUGAAGCCUAAUCCUAAUCCAAGAUGUUCUUGGGUCCAAAGAAGUAAAGCUACAAGUAGUGCUAGAGUUUUUUACAAUCAUGUAUGUACCAAGCAAUCAAAUUUGGAGUGGAGAAGCUGUGCACCAUAAAAAUUAUCGUCGAUAAUCCAGGAACUUCCGAAGCAACAAUAAUGUGCUGCUCAAGAUGAAAGAUAUCGAAUUUGAAACUCAUGCUCAUUUUGAUUUUCGCUCAUCA